Molecule: messenger RNA, 417 nt
Organism: Lentinula edodes (shiitake mushroom)
Lineage: Eukaryota; Fungi; Basidiomycota; Agaricomycetes; Agaricales; Omphalotaceae
Exons: 4
Coding region: 47-361 (104 amino acids)
Source: RefSeq, a predicted model, not a curated record
CUCGUUCAACAAGUCAAACCGCUCUUGCAGCAAGGCCAAACAGAUCAUGAACAAAAUACAGGGCAUGAUCAAAGGUGCUGAUCUAGAGAAUAAGAUUUUUCAACGAGCACAAAACGAUCAGAAGGCUCAUAGGGCGAACCCGGAGGAGCAGAGACUCGCAGAGGCUUCGAAGGUGAUGAUCGAAGAAGUAGGAGGGACUAUUGCAUGGGCUCGAAACAAGCUUAAUGCCUUCCUAAAGGCAAAGAAGGAUCUUGGUCCGCUACUCGAUGCGCGCUUGGACCCGGCGUCGGAAUGCUACUUGCUGGUGUUCUCAACCUCCUCGGAAGUCUCCUCAGUGGCCUCGGUUUGGAUUCGUUGUUGAAGGGUAUUUUUGCUGCGACUGGUGUCGAUAAGAUAUACCAGGAAUUAGGUCUCGGG